Molecule: messenger RNA, 6599 nt
Organism: Gambusia affinis (western mosquitofish)
Lineage: Eukaryota; Metazoa; Chordata; Actinopteri; Cyprinodontiformes; Poeciliidae
Product: glypican-6-like
Exons: 10
Coding region: 352-2043 (563 amino acids)
Biological process (GO): cell migration; regulation of protein localization to membrane; regulation of signal transduction
Cellular component (GO): plasma membrane; synapse; extracellular region
Source: RefSeq, a predicted model, not a curated record
CCGUCUGAUCCGAACACGCAGCGCUCUCCAGCAGCCCUCACCAUUUCCACUUCAGCGCAGCCUCCAGAGGGGCUCCUUUCGCUGGACCAAGUUGAGCCACCCUCUUGAAUUCAUGUGGCACCUACACAGUCCUUUUCUCUGCGCCACUUAUUCUUGGCCGCGCUUCGACUUGCCGCUCUGCUCCGGGAAAUGUGUCGGUAGACAUUCAUACUAGUUGAGCUCCAAACAACAUAUACAUGAGCAGUCAUUAAGUACCUGCGGACCUGCUGCAGGAGGGGGGAAGUUUUAUUUUAUUUUAUUUUUUACGGCUGGGAACCUGAAAUCCCUGAAGGAUCUUUACACAAGUGGACAAUGCUGAGACUAGAGACUAUCAUCUGCACUUUUUCUGUGCUGUCAGUCGCAGCAAGAGCAGAUUUUAAAGCACGGAACUGCAGCGAGGUGAGGGAGGCUUGCCAUGAGAGGGGCUUCGCCUUCGCACAUGUUCCCCACCAGGAGAUCCCAGGAGAAGAUCUGCGUGUUUGCACCUACGAACACACUUGUUGCACCCAAGAAAUGGAAGACCGGUUUGGUCAGCAAAGCAAGCUGGACUUUGAAAAUCUGCUUGAUGAAACCAGUCACACGUUGAGAAGCACAUUUGUCUCCAGACAUAAAAGAUUUGAUGAAUUCUUCCUGGAGCUUCUGGAGAACACCGAGCGGUCCCUGAAUGAGAUGUUUGUGAGGACCUACGGCAAGCCUUACAUGCAGAACGCAGAGGUCUUUGAGAACCUGUUUGCCGAGCUCAAGCGCUACUACACAGGAGGGAAUGUUAAUCUGGAGGAAAUGCUUAAUGACUUUUGGUCCCGGCUGCUGGAGCGCAUGUUCACACUGCUGAACUCCCAGUAUGUCAUCACUGAGGACUAUCUGGAGUGUAUCAGCAAGUACACGGACGAGCUCAAGCCAUUUGGAGAUGUUCCCAGGAAGCUCAAGGCUCAGGUUACCCGUGCAUUCAUUGCUGCACGCACAUUCGUCCAGGGACUCUCUGUAGGUCGGGAAGUGGCCCAGAGGGUGUCAAAGGUAAACAGCACCCCAGCUUGUAUACGAGGGCUGACAAAAAUGCUGUUCUGUCCCUUUUGUCGUGGUAUGCCGGGAGUAAAAGCCUGCAAGAAUUACUGCCUUAAUGUGAUGAAGGGCUGCCUGGCAAAUCAAGCCGAUCUGGAUCCCGAGUGGAACCAGUACAUCGAUGCCAUGCUGCUGGUGGCGCAGAGGCUAGAAGGGCCUUUCAACAUUGAAUCCGUCAUGGAUCCUAUUGAUGUCAAGAUUUCAGAGGCCAUCAUGAAUAUGCAAGAUAACAGUGCCCAGGUUUCUUUCAGGGUUUUCCAAGGCUGUGGCCAGCCGAAACUUGCGGAAAUCUCGAGGUCUGCUCGUGAUACUUCGGAUGUGUUCAAAGCCCGCUUCAGACCCUACAACCCAGAGGAGCCGCCCACCACUGCAGCUGGCACGAGCUUGGACAGGCUGAGGAUGGUUUGGAGGACGAUGCAAUUCAGUGUUGUUGACAUAAAAGAGAAACUGAAAUUGUCCAAGAAGUUCUGGUCGAGCCUGCCCGAGGCAAUGUGUGUAGAGGACAGAGUGACUGCCGGAAACGCCAGUGAUGAGGAUUGCUGGAAUGGACACACCAAGGGCAGAUACUUUCCUGAAGUCCAGAAGGAUGGCCUUACCAACCAGAUGAAUAACCCUGAGGUGGGCGUCGACAUCACACGACCCGACACCUUCAUCCGUCAGCAGAUCAUGGCUCUAAGGGUGAUGACCAACAAGCUGAGAAAUGCAUACAAUGGCAAUGACAUCUACUUUCAGGACACAAGUGAUGAAGGCAGCGGCUCAGGCAGCGGAAGCGGCUGCACAGAGGGCUGCACCACAGACAUGUACAGCGCUGCCACUGAAACCCCGGUGGUGAGAGCCGACCGGAGCGGGCCGAUGGAGGACUCUGCCCCGCACCAUGCACCAUCCAUAGCACUGCCAACCAUGCUGGCUCUGCUAGCUCUAACUCUGCACCGACAAUGGAGAUAAUGAUGGAGCAACAAGCUAGAUAUGGACUGCAGGGUUUUUGUCCCCUUUUUUCUCUUCUCUGGCAGUUUUUGUAUUCAAGCACAUUGGAGCUACAGUCAAGCACAGAGCAUUCAGCCUACCAGCAUUGAUGCUGCAGGAUUCUGCUCUGAGAAAGAGAGUAGUCAUCCACAUCAUGAGUUUCCACUUUUCCAAAGAUCAUGCAGUGCCAUCCCUAGACUUUAUAUUUCAUGAAAUCAUUUCAGUUUCUAAAACUGAUGCGGAUCCAACAAGCUCUGCUACAGAGAUUUAAAAAAAAAAUAAGAAUCUUUACAUUUCUUUCACACAUGGCAAAUAUAAACAUAGGUUUCCAAUUGGAAGAAAAACAUAGUAUGCACUUUGAGGUUUUUUUUUUAUAGAAUUUUUUUUGUCUGAAGAAAAUGUAAAAAGAGAUGUGGUUAAAUUAUGCACCUUAAAAGGGUACAAUAAGCUUAAUAAAUGUUUUAUAAUAUAUUUUAAAGAGGUGAUGAUGAUCUAAGUGCAAGAGGAUUCAGGAACCAUGUCCGCUUUGGUUAGAAUUUGAUUAAAUAUAACAUUAUGCCAUUUAUUGAUUUGUGAAGGAAAAACAAUUCUUUUAAAUUUCCUUUUUGUGAAUGCAAAUUCAGAUCUUUCUUACAGUUUCAAUUAUUUUGGGCUGUAGAUUCAUAUAUUGUUUUAAACAGAAUCUGCACAAACGUAUAAAUAUUCACAAGAUCUUUUCAGCAGUGGCCUUGUGCUACAGCUGACUUGAAGGGUUAGGAUUAACAUUUUAUUUACUUUGCCUUGCACCAACUCCAUAAUCUGCAAAAUAUGCUCAUAUCUUGCCAGUUUGUUAACUCAGCUUCAGCAGUGGAAAACCUAAAAUCCUUUCCAAGAAGUUUUUUUUUUCUCUUUUUUCUGCAGAGAAUAUGCCACUAAUUUACCGUUAUGUAGCUCUGUGGUUAAACGGCUCUGGUGACAUUUUGUUUAAGAUGUGGUCACUCAGUGUAGUUUGAAAUAUUUACUUCAAGUUUAAAGGGAUAAAUACUGUCAUAAUUUAAUUUAAUCAUUAAUUGAACAAGUAGGUAGCUACAGUGGCUAAUUAUUAUUCUUCUAUUACAACCAUAAGAGGCUUUGGUGGAUUUUUUGAACUGGGUUCUGUUGAGAAGAAAUGGGCCAUCAGUAAUUUACCUUUAAUAGAUAACUCUCUUAGCAUGUUAACAUUGAUAAAAGAUAGGAAAUUCAAAAGCUUUUAAAUGACCUGAGAUAUGCAGGAGAUGAUUAUUCUCCUUGGUCUGUAGCUAUUUAUUAUGAAGACUUUUGCCGUCUGUCAUCCAUAACAAUGAUAUUUCUAUACUAAACAAACUUUAAAACAGAAUAGAUUUUGAUGUUUUUCCAUUCAAAUCUUUGUUAUGUAAGUUCACUUUUCAUAAGAAUUAGUUGUACUUUCAAAUCACACAGGUUAAAACGGAAUUAGUUCAUAUUAAAAAUUUAUUGUAUAUUUUCUGUAUAGUCACACCACAUAAAGUUUCAAUUUACAAUUUACAACAUUAAUUAGCACGUUGAUUAUUUUGCAGUCUAGCUUUUGCCAGGUGAGUCUCUCUGCUCACAUAAAACAUUUUUUUAGCUUGACCAAGCUAUCAAUAAAGCUCCUCUUAUGCACAGAUUUCCCUGCUUGAAUGGUAAGAGAUCAACAUGAGCGGAAAAUUUUGAUUCUGCAUCAGUACUUGAACUAUAAAAUCCUUCACUCAUGUGAAUUAUCCUCACUGUUAUACUGGUUAUCCUUAUAGCUGGUAGAUGUGACAGAAUCCAUUUAAGUGCUGCUUCAGUCAUAGGCUUGUCUUUUGUACAUAAAAAAACCUUAACAUGAAUUUUUUGACACAAUACUGAGAACUGGAGUAAAGAAACAACUCAACAUAAUCUACUUCUUUUAAAUAGUCUUGAAUUAGACUUUCAACUCAUAAUAUUAGGUUAUUAUUAUCAUCAAUAAUGUCUGAGCAUAAAGACAGAUAAAUGUGUUAGGGAUAAAAGCCUAAAGCAAACCAGUGCACAGAUACACAUACGGCAAUCGCCAAGGUUUUUUUUUUUUCCUGAAUAAAACAGAAAAAUGUGUCCUAAAAUGGUUUCCUGAUGGAUUCCUGUGAUAUGUUUCAGGAUGUUACAAGGGAGCAGUUCAUUUUUCUGAUCUGAGAAACAACUUUGUUCAAGUCAGUAAUUUGAAAAAGUUAAUGCCACUUAUGUAAACACUAUUUCGAACAAAGUCAAAUGCAGAUAACACUGAAACCAAAAUAUUAUCUGGUUUUACUUUAUCGUUGGAUUGUUAAUCUGUCAAGAGAUACUUAAAAAAGUGUUUCACAUAGGAAAGUCAUUUCAAUGGGCGAUGGACCGAUACAGUCUUUACUGUGGAAAACAUUAUCUAUUUAACACAGCCAUUAAAUACAAAAUUAAGCCCAUCAAACAUUACCUAAUAUUCAACUUUUUCAUAAAUAAUUUGAUAAAAGUAAUAUAUGAUUGCACAUGUGUACUUUUGUCUUACCACUUAUUAGGAGGUCAAAUGUAAUGUUUUUAACAAGACUAAGAGAGUUAUCUACUUCAGGUAACUAAUUUCUAUUCAGAAACAGAAAAAUCCUUCACACCUGUGGCUCUAAAGACAAUCAAAUUAGGAGAUUCCUAUUGGGCAUCUCAAAUUAAUAUUCCGUUUGAAUUAUAAUGAAAUUAUAUGCAAAUAAAAAUUAUUGGGUUGGUCUACAAGAGCAAACCUAUAUUCUUGUGCUGCUGUGAACUUUACAUGAAUUUAAAUUAACUGACUGUAUCAUGUUUUAGUGCUGCAUCCUCAGAAUAUAUUGCACGUAUUUACCAACUAUCAUCAGAUGUUUCAUACCUACUGGAACUACAUUUUUUAAAAAAACAAAAAAAACAUGCUACUUCUUUGCAUAUUGAGUAACUACUCUAGUAAUCCCAGGUAGUAUUUAAAAAUGUCAACUUCAAAUGACAGAAUUUAAAAGAAUAAGUACAUAUUAGCAUACUUGUUGUAUGUCUGGGAGUUAUUAAGAGAGGCAGGGAGCAAACAUCACACAGUGGUGACAGGGAAUGCUAAGAAUGACUCCCUGAAUUUAUCUGGAAAGCUUGAAUGGUUAUGUCUGCAGCACAGACAGGCUUGAAGCCGACCACAGUCACCUGUGAAAUGAGAAUCUGUGGGGACUGGACAAGGCUGAAUGCUUCAGUGAAGCUCCUCGGUAGAGCGUACUUACAGAGAAUGUGAGAGACCUUGGCACCGCUGAGGGGCGCGGACAAAACCAGUCUGGAUGUACGCUCCCUGUUCCCUGAGAGCCCGUCAGGUUCAUAACCAGCAGGCCAACUGAGCGUACACAUCCACAGAAUUAGCCUAUGUCAUGCCCUUCACAAUGUAUCAAGAAAAAUUUUUGCUUUUCAAUAUUGUUUGAAGUACUCAUUUACAUUCACAAUGCAAGAACAACAAUACAGAAAAAAUACACGAUGUGUUUCUUUAAAGUGGUUCUUUAUUCUGACUAUUCAUUUCACAGGUUGCCCUUUUUUGUUUUUUAAUCAUUGAACUUUUAAUAUUUUUUGCAAUAAAAGGUUAAAAACAACAGCUAACCCAGUGCUGAAUUAUAUCAAUUCUUUACAAGUCACAUUUAUUUUUACUUUUACCUUGGAGGUAAAGAGUUUGAGCGAAGAUGCCUUAAUGUAUUUCCACCAUACCGUAAAGAUGAUUGCAUUUCUGUUUUAUUACUAUUGAGAAUAAAAUCUAAACAUUUUCUAAACAGAUUUCUCCUUGUUAUAACUUUGUGAAAGGUUUAAAAAGUACAACUAGGAUUGAGAAUAGAAUUAAGGAUUUACCCCUACACAGUGACCUGCAAAACGUUUUUACUUGUUUCAUUGAAAUCACAAACUACUUAAUUUAAAGACAGACCCACAACAAAAAUAAUGCAGAAAUGUGGAAUGGAAUGAAGAUGACAGAUUAAUUGUUUUAUUUUUACAAAUGAAAAUAUGAACAGUGGCAUGCAUUUGCAUUGAAACUGUUUUAGUCUGGUGCCCCUAAAUAAAAUCCAGUGCAGUCGGUUCCCAACUCGGUGCAUGUCUCUAGCUGACUGAGGGUUUCUAGACAAACUGCAUCAGGAAGACCAAGGAACAAAAGUCAGAGCUAUGUGACAUUUAAAGCAGGUUGAUAAAUAAUAUCCCAAGCUUUUAACAUCUGACUUUCUUUUCAAAUAAUCACUUAAAAAUUUAUGGAUUGGCACUACAAGUUUACCAAGGCAUGGUCAUCUGACUAAUCUGGUUAAGGAGAACAUUUCCUGAGAAGUUGCUAAUAGGCCUGUGGGAACGCAUCAGCAAAACAUUUGCUAGUAUCUGUUGAUAUAACAACCAUUAGCUGUCCACUUCUCAAAUCUUCCCUUUAUGGAAAAAUAGCAAGAAGAAAGCCACUGUUGACAGACUGAUAUAUGAUACUGACUUAGCUUACUUAGCCUUUUCAAAAAAGCAUGGAGGCCAGUGAAACACUUCUGUGGGUUUAACCAGCAAGUUUUAAUUUGGGGGGGUUUAAU